AUGCAGUUCCUCACGGCGGAAUCCCAGACGAUUGAAAUUGAGCUCACCGUUAUGUCUACACCCUGCUUGUUGUUGGAGGUUAGAUGGCUCCCAUUUACUCGAAUGGAUUUGGCUGCACUCGAGAAAUUCCCAGUUUCCCCGUCCCUAGGCAUGGAAUGGUACGGCAAGAGCAGUUUUGAUGAGAGUUCUCAGGGUUCUAACGGUGUCCCAGUGAUACGCGACCGUCGAGUACGAGGUUUGAGUCCAGCACCGGAAAGUGAACGAGACCGGGAUGGUGGCUUCGAGUCAAUGAGUUCACAAGACAUUAUGACGUCUAACGAUAAGCUUGGGUUACCCCUUGUGGAAGAACAAUGCCAAGUUCAGAGCAAUGAAGUCAGUGGUGAUAUUCCCUCUUUUCUGAUCGAUGAUUCCAUCACUGAGACGUCACUAUUCCAACCUCAGCAACAUAGUUUCAGGGCAAACGAAAGAUACCCGGAAGAAAAUGAAAGUUCAGGUGAUAUCACGUGUCAUGAGGAGAGAGACCUCGCUCACCACAUCAAAACUAUACAACAGAGCAUUGACGAUAUUAAUCGUCAUCCCAAUCGCUAUAGAAAGCUUCUAGAAAAUCUUUCAAUAGUUAUUGAAACACUUCAUGAACAGCUGACCACUUCUGGAAAAUUUUCUACUAGUUCUUUGUCAAGACAAAAACUCCCCUCAAAGAAAAUAGACAGUGAUUUACAAAAAAGUCUUUCCAUAUUAGAUCUAGCGAUCGGUGAAUCACCUUCCAAUUUUGCUUCAGCUGUCGAGUCUUGGACAAUGCCACUUUCCACUGGUUGGGAUGAUCUAGAUUCAGCGAUUGAAUGGCAUCUGCGAAAUAUAUCCCUUCUAAUAGAAAAAUUAGCUACCUCUGAGAGAAUAUUCACUGCCGCAACAGAUUUAGAAGGGUCGAAAAGUAAAAGUCUACUUUGUAUCCAUGAAGAUCUGAUUGCCAUGGCACUUGAUUCUCAGUCUGAAAUCCUUUCGGAUAUUACCGGACUGGUAUUCAGCUAUAGUGAGUCGAAGGAUCCCCUGAGGAUUGUUCUGCAAUCCCACUGCCUUGCAUAUUGUGGUACAAUGGAUCGGGGAUAUCAAAUCUCCCAAAACAGUACUCACUCACCUCUCUUUCCCAAAUCAUUUUGGAAGAAUUUUGUUUGGCACAAUACUCCAACUAGUAAUCUCUUACUCAACGAUUUACCCAACUCUGGAUCUAUUAACAGACUUUCCGCUUCUGGGGAAAAUAUCCAUCCCUCUGUUAUGAUUGAUCGAGAGAGUCUUCAAGCAUAUCUCCUAAAGCAAUAUGCGGUUCUUUAUAGCAAAGAAGAAGAUGAACAGGCGCUUUAUAUAGCAAUUGACACUCUGAUUGAACAGAUCACAGAUAAUGAUUUGACAGAUGCCAGCCCUUCUCGAGAAAUACCGCUAACUCAACUUUGUCAUCGAUUGAAACCGCAAAAUUUCAAAAUCCUCACACGAUUCGACAGCCUUAAACCGGGAACUUUCAAUAGCAGAACCAGCAUUUCCUCACCCCGACCAACUCAGCCCACUGAUCCUUCAAUUGAUCUUGCUCUUGAAUACCUCAUUCAACAAGGUUAG
This is a messenger RNA of Rodentolepis nana, 1608 nucleotides long. NCBI's taxonomy places the organism in Eukaryota, Metazoa, Platyhelminthes, Cestoda, Cyclophyllidea, Hymenolepididae. The record is from the annotation of a GenBank genome assembly.